AUCUGAUGAGUCAAAAUUCUGCCAUUUGAUUUCGAUUAAUACUAAGUUUAGCAGAAGUUGAGGAUGAAAGUAGGAGUGAGAGUGGAGGAGAGAGAGAGAGAGAAAAAGGUGAUGAAGCAGAUUGUAAUAGUGAAGAUUCCUCGAUGGGUCAAAAUCGUGUUUUUCCUGUGCACGAUGACGGCGUCGGCGUCUUUUCUGGUGUUCAAAACCCCGAUUCUCCUCGCCGUCGCCGACGCCUUUCUCUCCGCCGCGCUCUCGCCGGCGUCCCUCAGCCUCCGUACGAUCGCCGCCGAGCUCCGCCGCUACCAGUUCUGCUGCUCCCUCGUUGAUAUCCCCAUCGUCUCCUUCGCCCGCUCCGCCAUUAUCUUAGGUGUGUACAGUUUGGGGGGCGAGGGGCGUCGGAUGUGGAGGGGGCCGUUGUACUUGGGGGUGGCGACGGCGUGCUCGGCGGCGUCGCUGGUGGUGGUGGCGGCGAAGGCGGCGUACAUGUUUGGCGGUGGCGGAUAUGCGAGAGCCAAGGCGGCGCUGCUAGUUUCGUCGGCGGGAUUGGCGGUGGGACACGUGGCGGUGGCGUACAGGGCCAGCUGUCGGGAACGCCGGAAGCUUCUUGUGCACAAGAUUGAUAUAGAAGCUGUGUCGGCAUACCACAGAAUACUGCAAGAACAAAGGUCCAAAUUAGUCACGUAAGGAUGGCUUGGUGGUGUAAGGGUUGGAUUUGUAAUCAUGAGGUUAUGGAUUCAAACCUACGACGCCUCAGGUCCACCUGCCACACAUGGUUCGCCUGAUUCCCAUGUCAUCCAAAUUAAGUAAUUAACAAAAAGAACAUGUAUAUUCGUACAAACAUAUAUAAAAUAUGUAAAGAUUAACAAAGGAUCAUGUACAUGCCUACAUACAUAUAUAUGGAUUGUGUUUGUAUUU
This is a messenger RNA of Andrographis paniculata, 918 nucleotides long. RefSeq lists its product as uncharacterized. The record is from RefSeq and is a predicted model, not a curated record. NCBI's taxonomy places the organism in Eukaryota, Viridiplantae, Streptophyta, Magnoliopsida, Lamiales, Acanthaceae. Bases 64 to 687 code for a protein of 207 amino acids. The transcript has 3 exons.